Molecule: messenger RNA, 750 nt
Organism: Cladophialophora carrionii CBS 160.54
Lineage: Eukaryota; Fungi; Ascomycota; Eurotiomycetes; Chaetothyriales; Herpotrichiellaceae
Exons: 1
Coding region: 1-750 (249 amino acids)
Molecular function (GO): oxidoreductase activity
Source: RefSeq, a predicted model, not a curated record
AUGCCCAUUUCCACCAGUGCGACGUCUCGGGUUGGUAACCUCGUACCUAGCAUUCUCACCAUUCUCGACACUCUUAUGGGCUCGUGGCUGGGUCUUUACACCACCACUCCUAUGUGUGGAUCAUCGAACUUCCCAUUGACAGAUGUAAUUCCAUCAGAUCCAGUGUCUUGCUUCGCCGCCGUUGAUGCAUGCAUGCAAAAGCUUGGAAGGAUCGACGUCCUGUUCCACAAUGGUGCCAUUCUGAGUCCGAUAGUUCCCGUGGUCGACCACGACAUUGACGUUUUCAACAAAGUCAUCAUGACCAAUCUUUGUGGUGCGUUUUACCUGGCCAAAGCCGUAAUCCCCCACAUGAAAUUGGUGGGAAAGGGAGUGAUCGUCAAUACUGCCAGUAUUUCCGGCAUUGGAGGAGAUUACGGUCUUUCUUCCUACAAUGCGGCCAAAGGAGGAUUGAUCAAUCUCACGCGGACGAUCGCCAUGGACCAUGCAAGAGACGGAAUUCGUGCCGUGACCGUCUGUCCUGGGUUUAUGGAUACUCCCAUGUCCGAAGGAACACUGCAAAACGAGAAGCUCCGGGAAGAAUUGUUUGAGAGCAUACCGAUGAAUCGCGCGGGGCAUCCAAUGGAGGUGGCUCAGUUGGUUCUGUUCCUUGCUUCCGAUGAAGCAUCUUAUAUCACUGGACAUCGUAAGGAACCCCACCAAGAAUUUGUCCUCAUUCCGUUCUCUGCUGACCACAUGCAGCUUUUGUUGUAG